Molecule: messenger RNA, 1118 nt
Organism: Elaeis guineensis (African oil palm)
Lineage: Eukaryota; Viridiplantae; Streptophyta; Magnoliopsida; Arecales; Arecaceae
Biological process (GO): translation
Cellular component (GO): cytosolic large ribosomal subunit; ribosome
Molecular function (GO): structural constituent of ribosome; 5S rRNA binding
Source: RefSeq, a predicted model, not a curated record
UCGAAUUGGAGGAGCUCAUAAACCGCACGGCCAACGCCCAAAAAUCGAGAGCAAUGGCGAGGUGGUGGAGAGGCGGCGGCGAUCUCCUUCGGAGGGCGGCGGCGCCGCCGUGGCGACUGACGCCCUCCGCCGCGUACCAUCGCACCAUCCAGGCGGUGCCGAGGGAGCACACCGGGAGCCGGGUGGCGGCCAAGCUGCGGGCCGCCGGCUUUAUUCCCUCGGUGGUGCUGAGCCCCGUCGAGGGCGGCGGCCCUGUCACCCGGAAGCAGCUCCUCACUACCGAGGCGAAGCAGAUCCGGGAGAUCCUCAAGCAGUCUCCCUUCUUCUGCUCCACCCCCAUCCAACUCCAGGUCCGCGCUGGCUCCCGCUCCGCCGUCGUCCUCGAUUCUGGCACCGUCCUCCCCAUCAAGGUUCAUAGGAAGGAGGAGACGGGGGAGAUUCUAAAUUUGGUGAUGGCGUGGGCAGAGAAGGGAUUGGAGCUGAAGGUGGAUGUGCCCGUGAUAUACAAGGGAGAGGACGUCUGCCCGGGGCUUAAGAAAGGAGGUUACCUGCACAAGAUAAGGAGCAGCCUAAAAUACCUCUGCCCAACUGAACACAUUCCUCCAAAAGUUGAGGUGGACCUUACAAAUCUAGAUAUUGGAGAUAGAGUGCUCAUGCAUGAUAUUGAAGUCCACCCAUCAUUGAAGCUUUUGAGUAAAAAUGACACCAUGCCCAUUUGUAAGAUCUUGGCGACAAAGCCUGUCGCACCAGAACCCAAGCCAAUAUCAGAAGCCACACAAACACAAGAGGAUACAGGAGUCUAGUUUAAACAUUGAAUGAGUUUUCAAAUUCUAGCAAGAGCUAUUUUAAAAUGUUUAAGUGUUAGCACAGUGAGGAGGCUUGCAGAUACACUGAUGUUAGUUUGGAACCAUAAUUCCAACAAACACCGCACAGAGGAGUCUUACCACAUGGAAUGGUUUUGGCUGGACCAAAGAGUAGGUUCAUUCUAUGCUUGAAGAGCCUAUAUGUCAGUGUUUUGAUGGUUUUAAGUGUAAUAGUAUUAUAGAUUAUUAUAGAUGAGACAAUUUUGUUUUUGCAACAUUAAUUGCGCAAUCUAUUAUGAGUCUUUGUGUGGGUCA